AGACCCGUCAGUUAUUUUCCUUCCCUACAUCGCAACUCACCAGUUGGGCCUGUGACAGUUAUCAGAUAUUUUUCGAUUUUUCAUUUUUUAUACUUUAACCGCCACACACAACUGCAUAAACCCUGAGACAUUCUCCAACGGCAAUCACAGAAACCGCCACUCUUCACUGUGCCGUCAUUGAUCUCUGCGGUUACCCCCAAUUCCCUUACCCUCUCUCCACCGUAACCACCGCAACUCACCGUCGCCUAACCCUAACACCGUUCAAUUUCGUGCCGAAUAAACCUUAAACCCUCUCUUCAUUAUUCUCAGAACAAAAAUCAAUCAGAAGCGAUGAAUAAACCGAGAAACGAUGCUGUGAUCUUCACGAAGGAGCCUUUCAUCGAGGAUACAGGACCAAGCAAAAUAGCUGGUAUUUCGUUUUCCACGCUAUCUGAAGCAGAAAUCAGCAAAAUGGGUGAAGUUCAAGUGUCGAAAACCAGUUACUAUGAUUCAUUUCGAAAGGCUGAUCCUGGUGGCUUGUUGGAUCCUCACAUGGGCCCUGCUAAUAAGGGUACUAAUAUUCCUUGUGCAACAUGCCACGGGAACUUUUCUGACUGUCAAGGGCACUUUGGAUGCUUCCAACUUGAUCAACCUGUUUUCAAUGUCGGAUACUUAAAUACAAUUGUGAAAAUACUGAAGUGCAUUUGCAAGCGAUGUGCUCGUGUUCUCCUUGAUGAAAAUGAACGUAAAAUGCAUUUGGCGAAAAUGAGAAACCCUAAAUUGGAUGGGCAGCAGAAGUUGCAUGCGCUUGAAGCUGCAACGAAAAAUUUUAAAAAUCCCAAUGCUAUACAGUGCCCAAGAUGUGGAUAUAUGAAUGGUAAAGUGAAGUACAAUAAGCCAAACCUGAGCAUUGUUCAUGACCUCUCAGUUGCUAAGAAUGAAGAUGUCGCAGAGCUCGAAUCAUCUGUUUCUCAUAUAAACAAUUAUAGGUCAUGCAAGGAAGUUUAUAAACGAACUCUUAACCCUCACAUGGUUCUUGACUUGUUUAAAAAGAUGCACCGUGAGGACUGUGUAUUACUUUAUCUUGCCGAAAACCCAGAGAAUCUCAUCAUGAAAAACAUUGCUGUGCCACCUAUAGCUAUUCGACCUUCAGUCAUGGUGGAUGGAGCACAGAGUAAUGAAAAUGACAUAACAGAGAAGCUAAAGAAAAUAAUCCAGACAAAUGCUCUCAUACAAGAUGUAUCAGUUGAGCCAGGCAAAUAUGAGGGUAAUUAUGUUAUGCUUCAAUUUGAGGCUGCUCAAUACAUAAAUAGUGAAGUUAAAACAUACAAUCUACAACCGAGCAAGCCUUUAACCGGUUUUAUUCAGCGCAUUAAAGGGAAGCAAGGUCGUUUCCGUAGCAAUCUGUCUGGAAAACGUGCUGAAUAUACUGGCAGGACAGUUAUUUCACCCGAUCCUAAUCUAAAGAUUACUGAGGUUGCAAUACCGAUUCAUAUGGCUCGCAUUUUGACUUAUCCUGAGCGUGUUACACAUCACAACAUAGAGAAGUUGAGACAAUGUGUGAAAAAUGGUCCUGAUAAGUAUCCUGGUGCAAAGGUGGUUAAAAAUGCUGGAGGUGAAUCAUGGACUUUAAAAGUUAAUCGUACGAAGCAUGCUGAUGAACUGAAAUUUGGUGAUAUUGUCGAACGCCAUUUAGAAGACGGAGACAUUGUUCUUUUCAACAGGCAACCAAGCUUGCAUCGGAUGUCUAUGAUGUGUCAUAGGGCAAGGGUUAUGCCUUGGAGAACUUUGAGAUUUAAUGAAUCUGUAUGUAAUCCAUAUAAUGCUGAUUUUGAUGGUGAUGAGAUGAACCUACAUGUUCCACAGACUGAGGAGGCACGAACAGAGGCUCUUUUGUUGAUGACGGUGCAAAACAAUUUGUGCACACCAAAAAACGGGGAAAUUCUAGUUGCCUCUACACAAGACUUCUUAACCUCUUCCUUUCUCAUAACUAGGAAAGAUACUUUUUAUGACCGUUCAACAUUUUCACUUAUUUGCUCAUACAUGGGGGACGGCAUGGAUCCUAUUGAUUUGCCAACUCCUGCAAUUAUUAAGCCAGUUGAACUCUGGAGUGGCAAACAGUUAUUUAGCAUUUUAUUGCGCCCACAUGCAAAUGUGAGGGUCUAUGUGAACCUCACUGUAAAGGAGAAAACACACAAGACAAAGAAGGAUGACAGGAAUAGAGUGGUGAAAACAUUGUGCCCUUAUGAUGGAUUUGUUUAUUUUCGCAACAGUGAGCUAAUCUCUGGACAACUUGGAAAGGCGACUUUAGGAAAUGGCAAUAAGGAUGGACUUUUCUCUGUGUUACUAAGAGACUAUAAAUCAGAUGCUGCUGCUUCUUGCAUGAAUCGUCUUGCUAAAUUAAGUGCUAGGUGGAUAGGUAAUCAUGGGUUCUCGAUAGGCAUUGAUGACGUCCAACCUAAACAGACACUGAUCAAUAAUAAGGUCAAAAUAAUUAAUGGUGGUUACAAUGAGUGUGAUGGUUUUAUAGAAGCUUUCAAUGAAAGAAAGCUACAACCUGCACCUGGUUGUGAUGCUGCUCAAACAUUAGAGUCUAUGAUAUUUAGUAAGUUGAAUGGCUUGCGUGAUAAGAUAGCGGAGGUUUGCAUGCAAACAUUACACUGGAGAAAUAGUCCAUUGAUCAUGUCACAAUGUGGUUCCAAAGGAUCUCCUAUCAAUAUCUGUCAAAUGGUUGCCUGUGUUGGUCAACAGUCAGUUGGAGGUUGUCGUGCUGCUAAUGGGUUCAUAGAUCGGAGUCUUCCUCAUUUCCGUAAAAAAGCGCAAACCCCUGAUGAUAAAGGUUUUGUUAGGGAUUCCUUUUUCGAUGGAUUGUCAGCUACUGAGUUUUUCUUCCAUACAAUGGGAGGGAGAGAAGGGCUCGUUGAUACCGCGGUCAAAACUGCAGACACUGGAUAUAUGUCCCGUAGAUUAAUGAAAGCUCUAGAGGACUUGUUUUUACAUUAUGAUUACACUGUAAGAGAUACCAAUGGUGGUAUAGUUCAGUUUUGUUAUGGAGAUGAUGGCAUGGAUCCAGCAGGCAUGGAAGGAAAAAAUGGAAAACCAUUAAAUUUUGAUCGGUUAUUUCUCAGAAGCAAGGCCAUAUGUCCUAGUGAUGGAGAUGAUGUAAUCUUAUCUUCUUCAGAUAUGCGGAAAAUACUUCACGAGAAGCUUUCAGAAGUUGGUGUGUCCAAGUUAGAGGAGAAGGAUACUUCAGGAAAUGAUAUAAUGUUAGAGGCGGGAUUCUCUGCUGAUUUUAUAAAAUCGCUACAAUCAUUUGUCGAAGAAAAUACAAAACUAACAGAAACUAUUACCGAGGACGAUCCUAAACAUCUGAAGAACCUGAAUAACUUUAUUCCAAGGAUAUCCGGGAUCAGUCGCAGACAACUAGAGGUUUUUCUGGAUAUUUGUCUAUCACGUUACCGUUUCAAAAAAAUUGAGGCUGGAACUCCAAUUGGUGCAAUUGGAGCUCAUAGUAUUGGAGAACCUGGGACUCAGAUGACUUUGAAAACUUUUCACUUUGCUGGGGUUGCAAGCAUGAAUGUUACUCUUGGAGUUCCUCGCAUCAUGGAAAUUAUAAAUGGAGCAUCAAAUAUUAAGACACCGAUCAUCACUGCGAUACUUGAGACUGAUGAUAAUAUAAAUAUUGCAAGGAUGGUGAAAGGUCGCAUAGAAAAAACAACUUUAGGCCAGGUUGCAAAGAGUAUCAAGGUUGUUGCCACUUCAAGAUCAGCGGCACUUUUUAUCUCACUGGACGAGAAGAUAAUCGAAGAGGCAUAUCUGAAUAUAGAUUCUAAUACUGUAAAAGAAUCAAUUUUGCAAACUGGAAAACUGAAGUUGAAGGAAAAGGAAAUUAAGAUUUUGGAUCGUAAAAAGCUUCAAGUGGAUGCCAAAGUGGAUCCCAAAGCUGCUAACCAAAGUGAAGUCAUUUUUCAACUUAAUAAUCUCAAAAAUUUGCUUCCAUCAGUUGUAGUAAAGGGUGUUAAAACUGCCGAACGAGUUGUCCUCGAAGUAGGUAAUAAAGAUGAAAAAGUUAAGAAGUUCAACUUACUGGUGGAAGGCAAGGGCCUUAAAGAGGUUAUAGGAAUUGAAGGGGUUGAUGGACAUAAAACUGUCAGUAAUCAUGUCACUGAAAUGAAUAACGUUCUGGGAAUUGAAGCUGCCAGAGAUUGUAUCAUUGGACAGAUUCAGUAUACAAUGAAAGAACAUGGAAUGACUAUAGACGUACGCCAUAUUAUGCUUCUAGCAGAUAUGAUGACUGUCAGGGGCCAAAUCCUUGGAAUGACAAGACAUGGAAUAGUGAAGAUGGGCAGAAGUACAUUGAUGCUUGCAUCAUUUGAGAGUUCAACAGACUAUCUUUUUGAUGCAUCCUUGCGUGGGAUGAGUGACCCAAUUGAAGGAGUGAGUGAUUGCAUAAUAAUGGGUAAACCAAUUCAGAUAGGCACCGGAAUGAUCGAGAUCAAACAAAGGUUGGAUCCUCCGGUGUUGCCUCGAGGAGCUGUUCCUAUUCUAUCUCAAGUUUGAAGUUGUUUAUUAGCAGCCAAGAAUGUGGAUCAUAUUGGAAGGAAUGCAUUGAAUGUUUUGAGUUUGAGGUUGUGACGUUUACUCUUCGAUCUGAUUAUAUUUGUCCAAAAAGGUGCAGACUCUUGUUAACAUUAGCAGUGGUAUUAUUAACCGAAUAUUGCUUGCAGAUCUGAAGAAUAAUUUUCAAGUUAUUUAUAUAAAGAUUGCUUUUAUUUUGAGGUCCUA
Messenger RNA from Trifolium pratense (red clover), 4764 nucleotides. Its product is annotated as DNA-directed RNA polymerase III subunit 1. NCBI's taxonomy places the organism in Eukaryota, Viridiplantae, Streptophyta, Magnoliopsida, Fabales, Fabaceae. The transcript has 27 exons. Gene Ontology annotation, molecular function: DNA binding; DNA-directed RNA polymerase activity. The record is from RefSeq and is a predicted model, not a curated record. Bases 331 to 4539 code for a protein of 1402 amino acids. Gene Ontology annotation, biological process: DNA-templated transcription.